Molecule: messenger RNA, 1171 nt
Organism: Aureobasidium pullulans EXF-150
Lineage: Eukaryota; Fungi; Ascomycota; Dothideomycetes; Dothideales; Saccotheciaceae
Product: GroES-like protein
Exons: 2
Coding region: 6-1100 (364 amino acids)
Molecular function (GO): oxidoreductase activity, acting on NAD(P)H
Source: RefSeq, a predicted model, not a curated record
CAACCAUGGCACCCACAACAAUGCGCGCAUUCGCGACGACCAAUCGAGGAAUUGGCGGUACGGCUUGGAAACUUGCAACGAGAUUCAGCAUCGCGCAUGAUGUGUCGGUUAGACAAUUUCCUACGCCUACACCGAGUGCGACUGAAGUCCUAGUCAAAGUCAAAGCUGUCGCACAAAAUCCCACGGACUAUAAACACAUCGAUCUCCUUGGUCGCCCUAAUAGUAUUCUUGGUUGCGAUUAUGCAGGUACAGUCGAGUCUGUCGGGGCAUCAGCAAAGGGAAAUUGGAAAGUCGGCGAUCGUAUUGCAGGUGUCACUCAUGGCGGUAUCUACAACAAUCGCGGGUCUUACGCCGAAUACCUGACCAUCGACGGCGACUUAGCUUGGAAAAUCCCUGAAUCUGUCCCAUUCACCACAGCAGCUAUUUACGGCGUCUCUGCUGUUUCCGCCAUGCAAGCUUUGAACCUCGUUCUCGGUCUCCCAUGGCCAGACGAGAAGCCCGUAGAAGCAGGCAAAGAACUCUUCAUCUACGGCGGCAGUACUUCUGCAAGUCUAUUCGCCAUUCAGAUUGCCAAAAUGGCUGGAUUGCGUGUCAUAACCACUUGCUCACCUCACUCGAACGACCUUGUCAAAUCGUAUGGUGCUGAUGAAGUCUACAACUACAAAGAUAAAUCAAGUCUGCAGAAAAUCAAGACCGCGCAUCCGGAUCUCGCUCUUGCAUUCGAUGGCUUCGGUGGCGCGGGGAGCAAUGAGUUCUGCUGUAAUGUCGUCGCUAAUAAGAAUGGCAAAGUCGUUACGCUGGAUCCUCAGGCAAAGAGCGCUGUCAAGGGUGUCGAGUUGGAGACGAUGAUCAUGUACACUGUAUUUGGUCGUGCUUUCCAGCUUGUGCCACCCAUCGGACCCAAGUUCCCUAUCAAACUUGAAGACAGAGCAGGUUUGGCAAGAUUUUACGCCAUGUUGCCGAAAUUGGUAGAGGAGCAGAAAUUAAGAUCUCCUCCAAUUCAGCUGAGAGGUACAGGAUUCGACAAGAUAGAGGAAGGAUUGGAGCUUUUGAAGAGUGGCAAGGUGUCAGGGCAGAAACUGGUGCUGGAGCUUUACUAAGGAGAAAUGGCUUGUGGUUGAAGUAUACAUUGUUUCAGCAGGGGAUAGUGUUCUUUGUUAUUCUUCCAAGG